Messenger RNA from Chiloscyllium plagiosum (whitespotted bambooshark), 1513 nucleotides. The record is from RefSeq and is a predicted model, not a curated record. NCBI's taxonomy places the organism in Eukaryota, Metazoa, Chordata, Chondrichthyes, Orectolobiformes, Hemiscylliidae.
UGUUACCUGUUUGUGUUUCCUCACUUGCAGGUACAUGGCCUUGAUCCCAACACGUGGAAAAAUGUUGAAAUUGUUCACUUAGACAUCGCUGACCGGAGCCAGAUUCACUCAAGGGAUUACAAACUGGAGGAGGAUCCCGCAAUAUUCAAGUCUGUCAAGACAGGUCGUGGGAAACUGGGCCCUAAUUGGAAGAAAGAACUGGCAAAGAGAAGAGAUUGGCCACACAUGUGUGCUUACAAACUGGUGACCGUGAAGUUUAAAUGGUGGGGCCUUCAGAGUAAAGUGGAGAGCUUUAUCCAGAAGCAAGAAAGGCGUUUAUUCACAGUCUUCCACCGGCAGCUGUUCUGUUGGAUGGACAGGUGGAUUGAACUUACCAUGGAUGACAUCCGACGUAUGGAGGAGGAAACUAAGAAAGAGCUGGACGAGAUGAUAUUAAAUGGUCCAGUGAGGGGACUGACAGCUACUGAUGACUAGCACCAGUUUCCUGUUUUUAGCUCUUCUCGAAGACUGCGUCCAAGGCUUCAACACCCCACAGCCAAUGAGAGAAGUCACCGUUCGCCGAGUAAACCAUCCCUGUCACCUCAUUUAUAGGAUGAUUUCUAACCAAACGUCUGGUGUUUCUAGAAGAAAUUGUGAGCAGACAGAGAAAUUUAAAACAGAGCACUAAAUUUAAUCCCAUGCAGAAUAUAUUGAGUGUUAGGGUUUGCUGUGUGCUGUACCUGUUAAUGAUAUACUGUGUGUCUGGACCAAAACCUGAUUGUGGUUAAUAGAUGGUGACCAAUCUGAUCUAUCCCAGCAAGUAGCCAUUAUGUGCUGUCCUGUUAUUUAUCAUUUCCAGUCAUGUCACUAUAACCCACUAAUUGUUAAUUUAUAGAGAAUCAUUAAGUUAUUUGGUUGUCUUAAAGUGCAAUAAGAUGCCCCCAUCUCUCCGGGAGCAUGACUGCAUUCCGUGGUCUCCAAAAGCACAGGAAGAUCAAUGAAGCAAUGAAAUGUGGGGCUGGGAGUCUGGAGGAGUGGGGAAAAGAGUCAAUAUCCUGCUCCCAUUCCCCUCCUUCAGCAGCGAGAGGUCAGAAAAGCUUUGCUCAGCGUGGGUCUACUGAUGUCAAUGAUGGGAAUCCCAACUUGUUUUUACGGGGCAUCUGUCAUUGUGAGAGAGGCUUUAACUCCAUUGAAAGCUGCUCCCUGUUGUAACAGACAUGAGGAUGUGUUAGCCUGUUUGAUCUUAAUCGUGCUGCUGAUAGCUGGAUACAAGUUGCCCAGAGCACAGGAGCUCAUCUCAGGACUGAGAUUCAGUAACAUAUCUCCCUUUUACCGACUCAUUGUUCCCCCACCCCACCUUGUCCCGGUUUAGUUCCCCCUGUGCUGUUUAUUUCAUGAGGGAUUGGCACAUUCUGCAUCCCUCUCUUAAUCAGUAUUCUUCCCCUCUCUCAUAGUCAUCGCAUUUCUUGAAGAAAAUGUCACUUAUUUUUUUUAAUUGUUUCACUCACGCAAUAAUAAAAAAAUUCCAAUAGCA